Messenger RNA from Athalia rosae (coleseed sawfly), 17048 nucleotides. RefSeq names its product microtubule-associated protein futsch. Lineage: Eukaryota; Metazoa; Arthropoda; Insecta; Hymenoptera; Athaliidae. The record is from RefSeq and is a predicted model, not a curated record. The transcript has 8 exons. The coding region runs from base 482 to 14911 and encodes 4809 amino acids.
AUCUGUAUUAUUAUUUUUUUUUUACUCAUUCGUCGUCGGGGAGCGACGGUAACGCGAUCGCGGUCAAGUGGGACUGUGUCACCGAUAUCAUGUAGGAAAUUCCGAAUCCGAGUUCUUGACCCGUCGGAAAGGAGAGACGACGACGACGACGCGCGUGUUCUCUGUGCACCAAGAACCAGCAAUAGCAACACCAACGGCAGCGGUUGCGAGUGGCCAUUCCGCCGCCUCUGCCCAUUGUCAGCCUCUUUUUUUUUCAAGUGUCCUCGUAUACUCGUGAUGACCGUACGGUUUAAAAGUGACCUCAAGUAAUUAACGAAGAGUUCGCCGCGGGAGAGUGAUUCGAGCAACGAUUUUGCCGGAUAACUCGAUCAUCGCCGAAAUGACGACGGACGCUCGAGGAAGUACGUGCCCGCGAGAUCGGUGGUUUUGAAGGGGGUGCCGAGGGCGGCAGCCAUCCUGCGUCCCGGGGAGACCCGGGAGCAUGAGGGAACGCACUCCCUCCGCCGACGACACCCCCGCGAGGGCACCUCCGACGCCAUCGACGAGACCGACGCCUCCUCACCCACCCACGCCCUCCACAGAGACGGCAUCGGCGAAGGUGGUUGUCGAUACGGGAUUAUUGGUUACCCUAUCAGUCGCUCCGGUAGCCUCGGUAUUAAAUAAUAGUAGUAAAAAUAGUAAAAUAAUGGUCGCGUCAAGCCACAGUCUGGAGGAGAUGGGUGUGACUCAUCCGUCGAGUGCUAGCGGCGACCGCGGAGUCCCGGAUAACAACAGGACGGCACAAACUGCUUUGGACAAACGUAGCAGGCUAAGCAACGUGAUAAAUAAUCUCAGAAAGAAGGUGCCCGAUGCCCAACCGCAGCAACAGCAGCAGCAGCAGCAGCAGCAACAAGAACAACAGCUUCAGCAACGAAAUGAUAACGACGGUCGAAACAGCGUCGAAAGAAACCUUGAGAACCUCGAAAAAUACGUAAUGACUGUCCUCAACGGCGUUAUCAAAGAUGAAGCGGAAAAGGUCGAAGAGAAUAGGGCCGACGAAGAGAUGGAUUCGCGUAAAAAUCAGGCCUCCUCCGGGGCCGUAGAAGCCGAAGCUCAGGCCCCGAAGAACGAACAAGCUUCCUAUCCGUAUCCGGGAGAGGAUAAAACGGAAGAGGAAGAAUGGAGGCGUGUGAAAACGGGAAUCGAGCUUUCGGACGAGGGUGCGCAAGGGGCGGAUAAAAAUGCCGACGAGGCACUCGAGGGCGCGAAGAACGUUGUUCAAGAAUUAACGUCGACCGGCGCUACGGUCGCGGCGUUGCUCGUACAAGGGUGUAAGAAAUCGGGGGAAACUUCGGCCAACGACUUCGGCGGCAGCGGCAACGGCUCCGAGAAAACCGAGGAGUCCGCCGUGGAUUUUUCGGACGCCGGUCUCGUUGGAGAGAAAAAUGCGAGAAGGUCGUCCGCGGAGAAAUGGAAGAAUUCCGAGAGCGACUCGGAGGAAAAUCCGACGAAAUUAAUGGAUAUAUGCAGGGAGCUGAUGAGCGAUCUCCUCAGCAAUAUAAACAGUCUAAUGAUCGAGGGAAGAACGAGAGAGACUGAAAAUCAAGACACCAGAUUGUCCGUGUCAUCGCCUAAUACGAGUUUCCACUGCAGUCUUCCGUUGGAGAAAGUUGCGCCUGUGCUAAAAUCCUGCCACCAGAAAAAUCAAACCGCAAAUUCUCCAUUAUCAUCAUCUUCCGCUUCGAUGUCCCCGCAAAGAUCACUGUCGCGACCUUCCCCUCCCACCGUUAAGCACCUUUGUCUUUAUUGCGACAGAAAAUUUCUGUCCAUAUCGCUGAGGCAACGACAUUCCGAGAGGGUCCAUCAGGUCGGAGGUGCGGGUGGUAGCCGAAGGUCGGAAAGAAACUCUAGGAAAACAAUUCAAAACUGCCAAUACUGUUCGGAAAGAGUAACCGAUCCCGCACUCGAUGGAUCCGACUCCAACGAUCAAACGCCUUCUUCGGAAUCGGUCGACAACCUCGACGGUCUUUUCAGACACAUGGCGAGGACGCAUUCCGACAGGUACUACGCCUGUGUUCAAUGCACCACCAGAUACGCGAGCAGGGAAAGCCUCGCGAAUCACACGAACGAGGUGCACGGUUCAUCUUCUCCUUCUCCGUCGGUUCAGAGUGGCCAGGAUAACGGGGGGCGGGAAACUCCGAACGACCGAAGUACGACGCAGACGGUGACAUCGGUCAGGGAGCAGCUCGGGGAGCAAGUUAAAUCCGAGAAGAGAUCAUCGGAGAUCCAUGAAAUUGGGAAAAAAGAUGCGCUUAUUAACCUCGGGAGCCCGGACUUCGACAGCACGUUCUACAGCAGCGUUAGCUGCAACAUUAGAGAAAAUUUACUCCAUCAUCUCGACGGAAAAUUACAGACAAAUUCGCCCGCGAUCGUUUUACCCGCGGCGGAGGUGAAGGCUCAGCCAAUUCCGCCGCAGCAACAGCAGCAAAAUUUCUACGACAGUAACGCUACGCAGAUACAGUUUCCGAUCGAUAUAUCCCUUACAGCUGCUACUCCGGUUUACAGCAAGGAAUACUCGACCGACGGAAGCGGCGAAAAUUCCAGCGAGUACGCCCAGAGACCCGGAAAAACAAGAACGCACCCGAGAAGGGUGUCGUUCGAGAAGUACAAUUUUCCGAGGAAGUACGACGGUAAGGAACCUUGGUCUUGUUCGAUAAAAGACCUCAGUAAAUUCGAUAUCUCGACUCAGUUGACGCUGAGGAAAAAACAGCAGCUCACCAAAGCUUCGUCGACGAUUAAUAGGCUCGGUUGCCAGAACGAUUCGGGCGAGCAAAUAAUAAGGAGCGCGGCAUCGGGACAGAUGGAAAUAAUAAUCAACGUACGAAGGAAUUCGGACGACGAGAAAACUGCCCUCGGUGAUUCGCUCGACGCUCUUGGCACGGCGAGCGUUCCUACGGAAGAUUCUUCACCGAAUUCUUCCAGGUGUUCCGAUCUCAAUUUAUCCGAAACUGACUCUAACAAUACGAUGUUCACCAAGGAAUUUGCGAAAUUCAUGAGACUCAAGAGGUGGGACGAGGAGGAUCAGAACGUCAAGAAUCACAGGGAGGUCGUUUACGCCGAACUUACCGGGGAAUGGUCCAGACCCAGGAUUUACAUAUGCGGUGCAUGCGCCGACAGACACAUAACUCUAAAAGAAAUGGAGGAGCACAAAGCUUGCGCUCAUCCGAACGUCUGGUGUUCGCAUUUCGAGUUCGCGGGUGAUCAACGUGAUCUUUACAAGCACCUUUUCAUCAACGGAAAGGGUUCUCCAACGGCGAAAGCCCGAGCGGCGAUAUCCCCCGAUAAAAUCUGCACGAAGUGUUCGAGGAAUUGCAAUACCCUCGCUGAACUGCACAGGCAUAUGCUCGAGUGCGGCGGUGACCAGACAUGGCUCUUGGGGCUUUUUGGCAACGGUAAAAAGAAGUGCAAAUGGCGGCCAUUCGGCAGUCGCAGCAGACGAAGAAGACAACGUGGAAUGAAAAGGAAUAUUCAAAACUCGCAACAAACCCCCAGGGCCAACACGCCUAAGGAAAGACCCCCCAGUGGCCCUCGAGUCCGGCCUAGCGAUCGAGAAAGUAUCCAGAAAAUGUUGGCCAAUCUGCCUCCCAAGAGAGCCUCUAGAAAAGUGCUGAGAGAAGAAAAUCUCGCUAGAUCCAGGGAAGCAGCACAAACUGUUCAAACGCGGUCGCGACCUCGGAUGUCAGCUGAAGCGUCGUCCUCGGCGGUACAAUCACGAAAUAAGGCGGUAUUGAAAAAUAAGCUUUUGAAAAAUGCCAAGUCGUUUCAACGCAACCGAAGCAGAAUCGAUAAUAUAACCGCGGCGAUUGAGAGCGUUGUUAGUCGUAGAAUGGAGGCGAUUGUCGAGGGGAAGGCUAUGGAGAGCAGGAAGAAUGAGGACUCGAUAAACAGAGUUGCCAAAACAGCUGCCAAGAACGUUAUCGGCGUUUUGAGUAAAAAGAAAAAUGUCAAAACGAAAAACAGCACAAUCGCCAACAUCGAAAAUCCUAGAACACGAGCCAGACUACUCGGUAGCACUAGGGUAUCGAAUCGUUCAAAGAACAAUGCGACAAACUCUACUAUUCCAACGCCCUCGAAGAAUGCUUCCGGAGGUGGUAAAAUUCAACAUCUGCAACAGACCGGAGGAAAAAAUAGUCCUCUGGACUCUGAAGCCCUCGAAGAAGAAGACAACGAAGAGGAAGACGAAGAUAAUAUAGAAGAAGAAAACCGAUCUCAAACUCCGUUGGGAGGCGUCAGGACAAGGAAGAGCAAGCUCACCGAUCCUGCAGCAUCGAUCAAAGCCAAACAGCAGCCGAGAACCAAUGACGGAAAAUUUGCCAGAAGUCCGAACCCGAGAACCACCGCAAAAGGGGCACAGAUUUCCGAUCGUUAUCCCCGCCGACAUGUACACACCACGCAGUUUGUUCCGAAAUCACGUAUCAAAGCGACGCGAGAAUUUUCCAAAGAUCAAAUUUAUAAGUCGGGAAAAAGAGGUGGCAGACUUUCAUCCGAUAGUGACAAAAUGCCCACCCUGGAACCCGCUGUGCCGGUAAAAAAUAUGAACCAAAAUAACGAUAAGGAAUCCGAUAAACCGGGCAGAGGGAAUGAACUUCCAGUAUUGUCACCGAUCGCGGUUACCGAACGCCGAGCUUCUAAGGGUAUGGAAAAGGACGUCGGCAAGAUGACUCUGAUCGAAGAUCACCUCGACUUCGACGACGUUCUUGAAAAGAGCGUGAUCGAUGUCGCUGCGCUGAAGAACACAUUUCAAAAAGAGAAUGCUCUCGAACAGAAAAAGAAUGGUCAGCACAAACGGAAUAGAGGAACGAGAGGCAGGCGGGUUAACUCGGCGGUUGCCCCACCGACCCCUGUGACUUCUUCGGCGUCAUCGUCUUCGGCAUCUUCAUGUUCAUCGUCGUCAUUGUCGCCGUCUUUAACCCGGGGAAAGGCAAAAACUCGAAAAAAUGUACCGCACAAGAAGAGCGACGUGGUAGAAAAUCAAGAGGAUAAAGAGGGGCAGACGGAAGUAAUUAGAGACGAUAUCUUGACGAGAUUUGGGAUCAAGGUUGGCGAACAAAAACCGACCAGGCGAUCGACGCGGACUUUGUCAUUGCCUAAGGAACAAGAGGACGGAACCAACGCCUCAGUCGACGAGCUCUCUGAAAAUCCUUCGCAAGACGCGGUCUACCGCAAAGUUGGACGAACGAGAAAAUCACCAAGGAAUUUAGCGGCGAAAAACACGACGACGAAAGUAGAAACACCGAAGACAAUUGAGCGACCGAAUGAAGACGAAGAUCCUGUAGAGGAUCGGAUUGGUGAAAAAAUAUCAGAAGAGAGUAAACCAGAUUCGACCAACGAUGCCGAAAAUUUGCUUCCUAACGGCGAAUGUGACCCCGAAGAACAGCUCGAGGAGGAUUUAGGAUUGCUUCAAAGGGGUAGAGGGCUCGGAAAACGACGUGGACGAAUUAAACAAAAGCCGAGAAUCGACGACGACGGUAUCCCCGAUUUGGAGACGCAGGAGGAAGAUGAGGAGACCGCCGAAUUCGUGUCAAAUGCGAAUCUCGAGCACUUGCAGCUUGAGUCGAGCAACUCGAACGUAGAUAGUGGAAAAGAAAACUCGUCGGAGACACCGAUUACGGUACCGAAACCCCGGGCGAUCAGGACAAGGAAGAUCAAAAGCGGACGUCCCGGUCGCGAGAGAACUGCAAAGAGAACUUUGGGUAGUGUGAUCGGAAUUUUGACCGAGGGCGUUAAUAUACCUGUCGAAGUUCAGCAGAGUGUAGUUCUCACCGUUCAAACAUCCGUGGGACCGGAAACUGUCAGUUCAGGAAAUGAAUUCAGACUCGAAGAAGAACACCGUGAAGAAGUAGCCGACGAUGACACGGAGGAAAAAAAAUUGGAGGACGGGGGUGAACGCGAAGUUGUCCAAAGCCUGGAAUCGCUACCUAAUUCUGAACCGAAACCGACGAAUGUUCCUGAAAGUGGUUCAAUCACAUUAGAGGGAAGUACUCAAGUUGUACAGAAACCCGAAAGUCGAACGAGUCUGAUUGAUUCAGGCAAUGAAAAAAUUCUUCAAAACGUUCAGGACCACGAGGAACCUCCGAAGGUUUCGGAAACGUUCGUGACUCCGGUUUCCACAGCUUCGAAUGAUAAGUCUGAGGCGGCUUUGGAAAGAAAGGAGACCGUAGAACCAUCAACCGAUAUUAUAAAAGAUCUAUCACGUAGAAAACCCAAGGGUAAGGGAUCUUUUCUAGAAAAAAUUGUAUCAAAAAUAGCUAAGAAAAAAGACGUGUUAUUAGUGGAAGGUGACGUUGGGUCUCUUCUAGACAACGCCGUCGAUGAAUUAACUAAUAUAUUAGAUGAGGUAGCACCAAAUCUCGCAGCUGAAAGUCUGACGGAAAACCUUAGUACACGAAACGAUAGAGUGAUUAGCGUUUUUCGUGUGCCCGAAGACGAAGCGAAAACGGCCUUGAGAACCAAAGAACCAGAUGAGAAAAAAGAGGUGAUUCCAGUUUUGCCGAUGAAUUAUGAAACUGUCGAAAAAUCUGUGUCGGUUGUUGAAAAGGGACCAAUUAUUAGGGAGAAUAUAUUGAGGAUUCCGGAUAUAUCGUUUCUUCGCACUCUGCGGGAACACAGAGCUCAGGAAUCCGUUGAACUUGAUCCGGAAAUAAAAGCUAACGAGGAUCCCAUGGCCUCGAAAAAGCGUGCCUUCGAAACCAACACCCCGAAAAAAAAUAAGAGGAAAUCCGUGGACGCCGACGCAGUUCCGGAAGCGGAGGAUAUUUCCACGGAAGAACUAUGCCUUGCUGACAUAAUGAAGUUAAUUCAGAAACCGAAAAUUACCGCGGAAAAUGACGGCGACUCAGCGAGACCUGGAAAACGAAAACCAGACGACGAAAGGGACCAAAAAAUCCCUGACGGAAAUUUAGAAGUUAAAGAUUUCGGCCCAUGCACUGUGAUUGAAAAUUCGUUACCCGAAAAAUGCGGCUCCAAAAGACCCAAGCGGAGAUCUGCAAAAAACAAAUCACUACUUCACGAACAUUUGUCCCUCGAGGAUGACGACUCGCGUCCAGUAGUGGCCGAGGAGGACGCUGAAGAUUUUGAAGACGGCUCUAAACCAAUGAAAAUCUCUCCAAAGAAAUUUAAUAAACGAAAAACACUGCCAGACGACGAUAGAGAGUCUCAUGGUACAGAGACCGGUGAAUCGUUGAAAUUAAAUAACUCGGGAAAUCGUUCGGCUAAGCGAAGAUCGGUGCAAAUGAGCGACUCCACUCCGGAAGAACUAACGCCUGCGGAGCUUAUCAAAAAACCUUCCGGUGGUGGUACUUUCAAAGCCUCGUUUUCUGUCAACGAAAUAUUGCAGGAAGAACCCCAAAGAGUCUUUGCCCAGAGAAGGUCUUCCAAAAGGAAAUCAUCCGUUGCUAGCGAUAAUGAUACUGAAAUCUGCCUCGAUGAUCGCCCUUCAACCUUGAAGACUGACGAAUUUAAUGAAAAUUCAGGGAGCAAGGCCAAGAACAUCAAACGACUGACUGAUAAUAGUGUCUUUGUCCCUUUGGAUGAAAAAAUUAACGCGACUGAGCCAACAGAAUAUUCAAACGCUAGCCAUGAUUUUGAACUUGCAGACGUUAAAUCUGAAACGAAGAAAAGGAAGUCGAUAACCGUCGGCGUAGAAUCUGAAGAGCUAGCGGGCGGUGACUACGAAGUGCGAACGGAGGCGCUGACAGAGGAAUCCAAAAAGAUAAAAACUUCAACGUCCGCAGUUGUUGAAGAACCCGCUACGGUGAAAAAACGCGUUACGAAGAAGAUUUCCCUCGUCGACGAGCAUUUGGAUUUGCCUUCUGACGAGCUUGUAACACCCUCCGAACCUCAAUCCCCGAUCUUAUCUUCGGCAGAGGUGAGGGUCGACUGUCUAUCGGAGUCCGGAGAAGGGCGAUUGAGAUCGUUACGCAGAAGAAAUUCGAAGCGGAAAUCCUUAGCCGAAGAUCACCUGGAACUUUUCGAUGAGGAAGAAAUUAAAGCGCAGCUGGAAACAUUCAAGAUUCCUGAAAUCAGCGACGUUCAUUACACGAGAACGAGACGAUCUUCGAAGAGACUUCUGACUUUAAGCGAGCCAGAGACGCCAGAGAGUAAUUCUGAACCGAAAACCGAUACCGUCGAUCACUCUGAGCUACCGACAAAACGAACAGUUGCAAGAAAAUCAUCAACGGAACGAUCUCUCGGUGAAUUAUCCGCCUCUCAACCAAACGGGGGUCCAGAUCGUCCCGAGAGCGAUACCGAGUCGACGUUGAAACCAAUUCCCACAUCCGCCAAACCUGCCGAAGUUCACAUUGCUGAAAAUAAAAUUGAACAAACUGCGACAGAAUUUAUCGAUAACUCCGAGGAGACGCCGCUGAUCAAUGAACACGCAGAGGCUACCGUAAAAGAUGAUGGGGUCAUUGAAAAGUCGCCCAGCCCAGCGCUGACCGAGUCGAUGAAUUCUAACAGCGAACUGGAAACAACCACGGAUAUUUCCGUGCAAGAUGAUGAUCAGCUGCAACAACAACAGACUCCGAAAAAAAGAGGAUCAGGUAACUUUGCCGUUGGGCACACGAAAACCGGAGAGAUAUUAAUAGUGGAGAAGAAAAAAAAACUGACGAAAGAAGAAGCGAGGUUUUUCUGCGAAGUUUGCACUACCAGUUUCACUCGGAAAAGUUCACUGAAAAAGCACAACUCAUCUCAGUCGCAUCUCAUACAGGUUGCCAAGGCUGAAAGUUCGGAAAAAACUUCUGAAAUCGACGAAUUCUCUCCUCUGGAAGGCGAAGAAGGUGACGAUAAUACGAAAGCAAGUGAAGAACGCGAAGAAGACGAUCAAAAUCACGAUUAUUGGGGCUCGGACGAGAGUUUGGAUGCCCUAGAAGAAUCGGUUGAGAAAUUACCCCAAAGAAACACCUCCACCCCGAAAUGUGAGUUGCCCGUUAUUACCGCACCGCUCCGCGCCCCGAAACACUCUCUGACAGCCCAAAUAUCCGAAGAGGAAGCUCUGGAGGAGGAGCUGCUCGACGAAGAGAUCUGUAAGAUAACUGAAAAUAUGACACACGAUGAUUUCGUAUUGACUGACCACAUCAGCCCGGAUAUACCGACGACGGUGGCGUUGACGGAAAAUAAUAUCGAGAAUAGGGAGGAAUCUGACUCUCUGAAAGCUUCGAAGACGAUCGGAAAUCCAAAGGACAAGAAACGAAAUCUCGCCGAAGAACACUUGGAUUUAGACACUCCCAGUCCGCUGCAGACCUGCGAAAUAGACGCAAAUCCAGAAUCAUCGAAUCUUCAGGUCCCACCUCCGGCGACCUCACCAACGCUCUUCGAAAUUGAGCCUCCCGAAAUAAAAGCUGCCAAAUUCAGUAAAUCCACGAAAAAUUUUGUCGGUCAAGAUUUACUGCUCACUAAAACCGUUGCAGAAGCCGAAGAAGCACCUCUUGUGAAAAUAACCGAAGAUACGACUGAAUCGACGUCUUCGUCGAGCGCCAGAGCGUUUUGUCCAAAAAGUUUAGCUUCGGUAGACGACAUCGCAGGGGCAAAAAUUUCUGAUAUCGGAUCAUCGCGUGUAGUCAGCAUUCCAGUUACGAUUCAGCGCGAUGUUCUAGUCCCCGAGGACGAAUCCUCGUCGGAUCGACCUCUGGCCGAAGUGCUGAAGAAGGUGUCGCUGCCCAGGAGCAGAAAUUCACGUCGAUGUCUCACCCCAGAUGAAAAAUCAGGGGACAUCGGGAUCCCGACGAAUUCCGAAGAAGGAUUCAAGAAGCGCUCAUCGGCGAUGACUCUAGAUUUUCUGAACAUUACGGAAAAAUUGAGCGUGCCUCCCGUGACUCGAUCCGAAGAGGAAAGUAAGCGAAAGCCUGACGCUGAUUUCGACAGCGACGAUAGCUGCCUGGACAAAAGAAUAUCCGCGGACAUCAGAAAGCUCUUGGACGACCCGGAAAUGAGCGAAGAUCAGAAGGAAAUAGAAAAGAGCGAAGUCCCGUUAAAAGCGAGUCUCUCUUACGAUGACCUUGAGGCGGGAAAGGGACGUAGAAAAACUGCUGGAAAAAAAGCAGUGCGCCAAAACGGCAGCGGCAGAUCUUGGGGGAAGGAACAUCCUCGAGAGUCGAAAACAAUCAGAGACAGACGUAGGCAGAAGGUCGUGAAGAAUUUGGCUGGCAGUGAAGAAAGCGGUUCGAGCGAAGACGAUGAAAACGACGAUGAUGAAACUAGCGACAUCGAACGAACGCCGAAAUCCACGAAUAAGAACAAAAUCGUCAAGACUGUAUUUGGUCGGGUUUUCGGCGGUGACAAGGUUGAGAAAUCUGAAAAAAUUCAGGACAAGGUGAAAGAAGUUUUGGACGACUGGGAUUCCCGAUCCGACGACGACUCCGGAGUCAAACACGAUCAGAUAUCCUCCUCAUCCAGAACAUCUCCAGGGUCUAGAGUGAGGUCCUCACGUUCCAAAAAGAGACACAAUCGUUCAAAAACGAAACCGAGGGCGAGCGAAGAACGUGCGAAAUCGACACCGUGUCGUCGAAGUAAGAAACGCGCGGAAGAACGAAUCUCGAAAGCCUUCGAAGAAGAGUCCGCAUCCACCGGGAAGGAGAUCGCGGAUCGCUUUCUGCUUGAACCCGACGAAGACAACGAAUUUCCCGAGGUAUCGGAUCACCGCGACAGCUCCAAAACCGACGAGGUCCCAAAAAUAGGCGACGAUCAGUGGGCCCUUUUCAGCGGGGAUAAUGCAAACCGAGUUAUUCCGGCACCGAAAGAAAUUGAGGCGAAAAGAUUUUCGUCCAAGGCUAAGCAACGCGAAGACUCACCCUUCGCUGACGCUGCAUUGUUACCGCCGUGGCCGUCCAUGCUACCCUCGCCCUCAUCUUCGCCGUCUCCAUCUUCCCCCGGGCAAAGUAGCAUGGCUCGUAGUAGCGUUCGAAAUCGAUCGCCAACUCCGGAUCGAAACUCUCAAUCUUCCGGAGUCUCUGAUUCAGAAAAUGACGAUGGUCCACGAGGAAGAUUAUCUCCGAUCUACGCUCGCAACACACCCGAUACCUCAAUGAUGGACAGCGGAUCCGAAGCGAACAGCAACGAUCUGGAGUCCGCCGCUUAUAAUAUUGACGGCAAAAAAUCCGUCUCGCCUCUUGUUUCUCCCAGUCUGAAGAGAAUCGAAGACGAGUCUCAAGUCGUCACGAUUGCACCGACCGACGCGUUGGAGGACAACGCUCUAGAUGUUCCUCGUACUGUAAACGUACCGACUGCAAACUCUGUGCAAAAACCGCGUCAAGCAAAAGUGCUUAACUUCGACGAAGAACUCUUCGUCGAAUGCUGUUCGAGACUCAAGGCAUCUUCAGAAAACGAAUUACGCGGAGCCAAGAAAAUAGAAAUCGUUCACUCCGAUGGCUACCACAAGAAGGAUAUCGGUCCCGAUGGGAGCGUACACAGAACCGUACGCGAUAGAUGGAGGGAUGUCGAGAGUCAGAACAGCCUUGGAAGUCUCUUGGAGUCUGUCAAUCAGCUUCUCGGUGAAGAGAUGUACGCAAACAACGAGAAAGACAGUAGCUACGCAAAAAAUCACGUAACUCGAGAUCCGCGUAGCGAAAAUUCAAGCCGUUCGGGGAGUCCCGAUAUCGAAGCGUCCUGCAGACCCCCCGAUAACUUAGGAUACGAAGACAGCCUCGACGUCGCAUUCGAGCACAAUAACAAACUGAGAGAUAAAAUUCAACAACGGAUGCGAGAAAGUGAAAAUUUACUCGCAAAUUCGUUCGGGUGCGAAGCUUCAACACUUCUUCCGAAUACCGCAAGACUGUAUUACGGGGAUGCUAAAUCCCGAGGGGCACAUCCGCAAACGCAAACCGGAAUCCCCACGGAUCACUCCAGGGCAAUUCAUGUCGCUAAGGUCGCGGUAGCUCACCAAGAACACCAUCCCGCUGGAAAAAAUGUUACUCUAGACUCCGGUGGAUUUAAACAUAAAAUGACUUCGACUCUUGGCGGACUUCUAGAUAAACUUGCACUCUCCAAUUUACUCCAUAGCACUACGAGACUCGAUAACAACGGAUCGACGCCGAUGAAGGUGUUGGCUGAGUUGGCUUGCGCUCGAGCGCCAACUUUGACGGCUGGCGAUCUGAACCCCGAAGUAAUCGGCGCUAUUCAAAAUGAGAAAAAAGAUUUUACCGCGCGUAAGAUACGAAACCCGAUCAAAGAAUUGUUCGAGCGAAAAAAGGAGAUCAACGAGCGUAACCAGAGCGAAAAGAGCCAGGCCGUUGUCGUGGCCGUCGCUGCCCUUAAGGAACUCAAUGUACAGCGGCAAAGAAAGACUACGAAAAAAUCUAAGAAACGAGUCAUUCAAGAAUUCCCUCUGGUCCGCAAAAGCCCCUACAGCGGUAUGCCCGAGAAAAAAAAGAGGAGAGAACUUUUGUUCGAUAAAAAAUUAGACGACGCUUCCAUCCGAAACGACAGGGUUAAGGACAUCUACGAUUUUGAUGACGAAGAGAGUCAAGCGGAAACCACGAUGACCAACGUUGGUCCUUUCCGGAGUAAGACUCUCCCUGGGGAGCUUCCGGAUGUCGCUAGUAUCACCUCGAAGACCAUAGUUGAUACUCUUGUUAAUGGAAAGGAGGCCGAUGCACUGGGACGCAGACUGGAAUCGAUGAUAGACCGGAAAUUUAGAGAAGCAGAAAAAUCAACACCGAAGACCAAAGGCGCUUUGAAGGCGUUUCAAAAUGACAGAGGAAACGCGAAAGAAGUAUCGGACACGGAUAACAACGGCAUUGACAAGAGGAAAGACGCGCCCGAAGUCAGACGGGAAACUACCGUUGGACCCAUGGACGAUUUCGUUCAAAAGAAACAUUACUCGAAAAGAAACGGGGGAGAUUCGGCUAAGAGAUCGAAAUUGAAAAAGCGGAGCAAAACGUCUAGGAAAAAAUCACGCGUCCCCGCGUGGUAUGAGAACGACAGUUCCGACGAAUUCAGGACCGCGGCUAAGGCGGAAGAUGUUGGAGUCGGCAUAUCUAAGAGCCAGAGAACCUGCUCAAAAGGGAAACAAAAUCUUUUCGCGGAAUUAUCGACGUCCUCCGAGAGCGAGGUGGAGGAAGAUGACACGAGUUUAGAUUACGGAUCGAGGAAGAAGAUCGGCGUUAAAGAGGACCUCGAAACAUCGAGAGAGAUUCUUCCUGAAGCUGAACAAACCGUAGCUGGGACAAUGAGUUCCGCUGAACUCGAGGGUGUUAAGAAAACGCGGAAUUAUUCGGAGACUAAAAAAUCAGAAUCCGAAAUGUCCGACCAUCCUCUGAUCAUAGACGAGAGACGAGAGAGCGACGAGGACAGCAGCGUUAAAAACAAUUACGAACCUUCUUUCGAAAUGGAUGAUCUUUACAGAGACGACAGCUCCGACGAGGCUGAAACAGAAUGUCUCGGAGACGAGAGAGAGAAAAACGAAAACGAAGUAGCGAACACCGAUGUCACUUCGAGUGAGAAAUUUAUGAAGGACGACGAAUUAAUACCCCUCGAGGAAGCUUUGGAUCUCCUUGACAGACCGGAGGUCGUCGACGCCGCCUCCGCGAAGGGUCUAAUCUGUAAGGAAAAGGAGAAUGGAUAUGAAAUUGCGAAAGAAGAGAAAAUCAAGCUUUCCCUAGUCAACGACGAACCCCAAGAUGAAUCUGAAAGCCCUACUGAUGUUAACGCGGAUGUUACCACCCAAGAUAAAGAGGAGAGCGUUCAAUUACCGGAGAAACUUUCAGGGAAUGAAAAACCAAUUAUAGGCUCUGAUAAUUUACCAUUGCACGUUUUUCUCAGUAGAAAAGUACAGGAGUCGAAGAAACGAAAACAACAGCACCUGAAAAAAUUGCAGGAAGAGCAGGAAAGGAUUCUUCUGGAAUUGCAGCCCACUCGUAGACAGAGGAAAUGCGCCAUUGGUAAGCAAGGACUUUUGGCAGAAAUUAGCAGCUCGGACGAGGACCUGUACGACGGGGGUAGUUCAAGGAGAUUCCAUGAGAAAGAGAAACUGGAUGCGGGUGAGAAACCCCAGCGAAAACAAAAACGGGAAUCUAGAGAGAAGAGGAAGGAGAGGUACAUAGAAAAGAAACACGAACAGAUAAUAGCUAAGGAACAGAAAGCGAUACAGGAGGAAAUUCUUCGAGAACUUGGAAAGGCGAAGGAUGUACGAACUAUUCCGUUGGUAGGCGACGAGAUGGAUGAUAAGUCUCUCGAACAGCAGAGCGAAGAGUGCGAUAAAACUAGUUCGAAAAAAGUGAGAAAGCAAAAGCCGAAAAAAGACAAUGGUACAGAGGGCUUUGAUUCGUCGGAAAAACUCGUAACCAGUGAGUCAGAGAAUUGCAAGGGUGAAAGAUCGUUCUCACAUAAUCGUACCGUCAACGAUUCACCUUCCAAGCAGAGGAAACCGUCGAAAUCCGAUCAAAAAUCAUCGAAAAAAUCUUCCGGUCAUACCGAGACCGUCAAAUCGUCUAAUAGAGCAAAGAAACUUCCGGCGUUAAACAAAUCUCCUCCGGAAUGUAACGGUAAGGAGAUUAACAAGGAUGUCAAGGAGUCUCGCAAGUCAUCCGGAAUGAAACGUAACUCGACCGAUGAAGAAUUGCGAACUACAAAAUCGUGGAACAAAGUCGAAGAGGGUGUAGGUGUUGCAAUAGGUCGUAGAAAACGAGCGGCAGCUAACCAGCUUUAUUAUUGGUCUAGUUCGAGUGACGAAGAAGAAGUUGUCGAAGAGCCGGUAGCGAAUGUCGAGGAAGACGACGAACGUCAGGAACAACACGGCUGGAUAGUUGGCGAUUCUCACAAGAGAAUGAUAACCAUGCUCGCCAUGGAGAAGCAGCUUAAAGAAAAGCGGAGACGUAGUGAGGACGAGUUUGAACCGAACAAAGCUAAAAAUAAAAAACACAGAAACAGCACGUCUUGAUAUAACUUUGACGAUUGAAGCGACAGCCAGAAUUUUCUACCUUCAAGUUAGCUAAAAAUCUAUAUUUCCAAUUUCAUUAUCUUCAUUUUCAAUACGAGCUUUUUUGCUUCCAGCCAACGAGUGCGUCUCUCCUAUAAUUUUCAUUCGUACAUGAUCACUUUUUCUUUAGUUUUUUUCUUGUAAUAAAGUAAUUUCGUUAUCUUAUUAUACGUACCUUAAAUAAUUUAUAAAUCUGGCUAAACUAUCUCAAUUGCAAAAAUUAGAUUCUCACCAAGUUUGUCAGAUACUCUCCGCUAUAGUCAAAAGAUUAAUUAUAUAAAUCAAACGCAAUGCAAUAGUUGUAUUAUGAUGAAAUGUCGUUCGUCCCCUGUACAUACGGUAUGCAUAUAUGCAUAUAUACACAUCAUACAUGAGACAUUGUUAAAAAUGUAUGAAAAAGAACCCAUAAUGUAUUAUAUUAUUCACUCGGCAUAAUAUUUAAAUGAGAUAUCUGCUCUUCUUGAGUCAAGAAUAUCAUUUUACCAAUAAUGAAUUUGUGCAAAACGAGAAAGAGAAACGAGAUACAACAAAAAUUAAAUCUAAAGUACCACGUGUAAUUCAUGUUUUACCUACACAUAUACAUGAACAUACAUAGUAUAUAUAUAUAUAUUAUAAGUAUAUUAUUAUAUGGUAUAUAGACUGAAGUACGGACUAGUUGAACUUACAAUUAGCAGCACACAUACACAAAUAAGUACACAGACACAGAUACGUGAAAGGCACUGAGACAAUACAGAUUGAAAAUUCUUACAGAAAAUAUUUAGUUUAACAAAGGUGUGGUUUAAAUAAUACUGGUUAGAAUAUACAUAAUAUCGAUACAAUAAUAAACUCACCUAUUAUGAUUAUCAUCAUUAAAAUUAUGACAGUUAUUAUUAUCAUUAUUAUUAUGAUUAUUAUGAUUAUUAUUGUGAUUACUUCUGUUGUCAUUAAUAUGUUAAUAUGAUUAUUAAUACCAAUGUUAUGAAUAUCAUCGAAGGACAGCGCAACAGGGGUCCAAUCAACUAGCGCUUUGGUCAGCUUUUCGUGAUUGCUACAUAUCGCAACUAUAUAACUGAAAUUAAUGAAAAAAAAAAGAAGAUGAAAUGAACUCUAAGAAAUAACAAAAGUAAAAGAUUUAGAGACAUUAUAUAAUACAUAUAAAGCUAUAUAUUAUAAGGAUAUUAUAUAUGAAUGUGUAUAUAACUUUGGAUAAUUGAAGAACUUUGAAGAGAGAAAGAAAAACGUGAAAAAAACUCAGAUAAAUUCAAUUGAAAAGAGUACGGGUAGUGAUAAAAACAAAUUGAAAAAUUUUGAAGUAUAUAGAAAAAAAAAAUAUUCCAAAUACAAUGCAUAUUAUUAAAAAUGAAAAGUUGAUGCACGAAAAUACAUGAAUAAAAUUACCUUCACAUAGGUAUAUCGACGCGCCUUUAUUUUUCGUCUAUGUUCAAUUUCUUGAAUAGAUCUCACAUUGUGGUUGCAACUUCUGCCGGGUUUAAGUUUAAUUAAAUGAAUUUUUUUCUUUCUAAUGUAUUGCUAUUUCGUGUACUUUUCGUGUAAUAAAUUUUAAGGACAAAAAAUCCAUGAUAAGCCAUGUAGUAGGAAAUAAUUUUCGUAACGAGUAUGGUAUGCGUAUAUUAAUAAAAAUAACUGGGAAGAAAAAAAAUCACCUAUACAUAUAUGUAUGACAUCAAGAUAUAUAGACUUUAUUGUAAAUGUACUGCCAUAACCAUUAUAAAUAAGAUUAUUUUCAACAUUAUUAUAAUUAAUCUUAUUAUUAUUAUUAUUAUGAUUAUGAUUAUUAUUAUUAUUAUUGUUAUCAUUACUAUUACUAUUAUCGUUAUCAUUAUUCUUACUAUAUUACUGUCAUCAAUCAUUAUGUAUUACACGAAAGCCUAUAACGAUAGUAAUUAUAAAUAGCACAUAUUGUUAUAUAAUUAUUCCUGUAAAAAUUAACACAUACAUCUAUAGCACAAAAAUAUAAAAAUUAAAAAAAAAAGAAAUAAAAAACAACUAUAGGUACAACCAAUGUAAAUAGAGCAUAUUUUCAAUGUGUCUGAUAAAAGUAUGUUUUGUAAUAUACCUAAGCAUUGCAAAAACAGAAUAAAAUUAUUGAUCAAAAUUA